AGGAAGCCCAAAUGAAUGUCGCCAGUUGAAGGCAAUCGCCGAGUAUUUUCCUGUCUCCGCGCCCAGGAGAGCAGACCAGGCGAAGGCCAAGCGCUAGAAAAAAACCGAAGAGAGCCAAAGAAAGUUCGAGGGAAAAUGGGUGAAGAAAACAAGCAAAUCCCUCCGCCGCAGUUCGAUCUGGAUGCAAAGUGGGAUGCCUGUCUCGAUUUGGGUCUCCGCCGAUUCGCCUACUCUUCCUUCGCCGGUGCCUUUGGUGGUCUCCUCCUCUUCCGGAGUCCUGUGACACGAUGGGCAUCAGUGGCUUUUGGGGCUGGAGUUGGUAUUGGAUCUGCAUAUACAGAGUGCUCUUACAUUUUUAAUAAACAUCCUGCAAAGUUGGUUGCGCCUGCAGUUUCAAAUAAUCCUGUUUCUCCAGAUGAACAGAACAGAGAUGAGAGUUGAUUGAAGACCCCUCAAGUUUUUGGGUUCAGAACCAGAGUGUUCCUUAUUCAUGUUGGUUUUUUUUUUUUUCCUGGGUUGAGUUCAUCAAUGUAUUUGAGAGAUUGAUCCGGAUGGUAAAUUAGUAACUCUGUACUGGAAGUUUCAUACCAAUUCCCUUAGCCAGGUAAUUAUACGACUUCCUGGGUCCUUUUAUGUCCACAUACAGGCACUGAAUAACAUGUUUUAUAGCUCAUCAGAGUAAAUUAAUACUUCUGAUGGAGACUUAAGGUCAGAUGCAGAUUGGAAAAGUGUGGGGGUUGGACAAAGCAUAAAGGCAUUUUUGUUUUUAAUGUUAGUUUUAACUUGGGCAA
This is a messenger RNA of Diospyros lotus (date-plum), 791 nucleotides long. RefSeq lists its product as uncharacterized. The coding region runs from base 16 to 441 and encodes 141 amino acids. Lineage: Eukaryota; Viridiplantae; Streptophyta; Magnoliopsida; Ericales; Ebenaceae. Gene Ontology annotation, cellular component: MICOS complex; mitochondrial inner membrane; mitochondrion. The record is from RefSeq and is a predicted model, not a curated record. The transcript has 3 exons.